Molecule: messenger RNA, 774 nt
Organism: Penicillium coprophilum
Lineage: Eukaryota; Fungi; Ascomycota; Eurotiomycetes; Eurotiales; Aspergillaceae
Product: GIG1 family protein
Exons: 4
Coding region: 1-774 (257 amino acids)
Biological process (GO): N-acetylglucosamine metabolic process
Cellular component (GO): cytoplasm
Source: RefSeq, a predicted model, not a curated record
AUGAUUCACUCAAGGAGUCUAGCAACGGCCCCAAUCAACACCCUCGACGGGCGAUUGACCGAUACCGAUGCAGCCCUGCACUUCAACGAUCGCAGCCUAUCCUCCGAAAGCCUCCCAUAUUGGCUCGUCAAUUUACCUCGGUCGCAAUGGACGGCCGAAUGUCCUAGUUAUUUACGUGACCAAACGCCGAAGAAUAUCCGGUGCCUCGCGACCCCUGACUACCUCUAUACCCGACAGAACUGGGACCAGGUGAAGGAGAUCACAAGCACCAAUCGGAUCGAUCGGUUCCGGCGUGUCCCAAGCGAGCUGCGCAAGUACCUGGAAUAUAUGGCGCAGAUCAAGGCGGAGUAUACAUCCGUCAUGAGAUUUGUGGUGAAAGAAAGGCUAGGCUGGGGGGAUGGUAAUGUGGAAGACAUCAAGCCAAGAGGUGGCCCCUUUGAAUACGAGGAGGACGUCCGAAUCAUAUACAAUGACUGGCCAUAUGGGGUGGAUAAGGACAUUAUCCAUUUGGUAGUCUGGACCAAGUUCCAACUGGAAGAUGAUCCAGCCACAGAUGAUCUGACGCCACGCGCACGAGAGGCCAUCGAGAGCUACGUGCAGAAGACAUUCUCACGGGUCGAGGAAAAGGUCUGGUUCAAGAACUGGAAAUCACUCAAGUCGGUUCCCGGCAUCGAACACUUCCACGUCAUGCUCCAUCGGCCCGAUAUGGAAUUUGUUAGGGAGAUCACCCGUGGGGAUGUACCACUGAUUGACCGAAUGUCCACUGUUUACUAG